CAGGCCAAGAAUGCCCUGGCACACAGCUUACAGUCUUCACGCCAUGACUGUGACCUUUUGAGGGAGCAAUAUGAAGAGGAGCAGGAGGCAAAGGCUGAGCUUCAGCGUGCUCUGUCCAAGGCCAAUGGUGAAGUUGCUCAAUGGAGAACCAAAUAUGAGACGGACGCCAUUCAGCGCACAGAGGAGCUUGAGGAAGCCAAGAAGAAGUUGGCCCAGAGACUACAGGAAGCUGAAGAACACAUUGAGGCAGUGAAUUCCAAGUGUGCUUCAUUGGAGAAGACCAAACAGAGGCUUCAGAAUGAAGUUGAAGAUCUCAUGGUUGAUGUGGAGAGAUCUAAUGCUGCCUGUGCUGCCCUGGACAAGAAGCAGAAGAACUUUGAUAAGGUCUUGGCUGAGUGGAAGCAGAAAUACGAAGAGUCCCAAGCUGAACUGGAAGCUUCUUUGAAAGAAACCCGAUCACUCAGUACUGAGCUCUUUAAGAUGAAGAAUGCUUAUGAAGAGUCCAUUGACCAUCUCGAAACCAUCAGGAGGGAGAACAAGAAUUUGCAACAGGAGAUUGCAGACCUCACAGAACAAGUGUCAGAAAAUGCCAAGACUCUGCAUGAAGUAGAAAAGGCCAAGAAGCAAAUUGAGCAGGAGAAGAUUGAAGUCCAGACUGCUCUGGAGGAGGCAGAGGCAUCCCUUGAACAUGAGGAAGGGAAGAUCCUCAGAAUCCAACUUGAGCUUACACAAAUUAAAUCAGAAAUUGACAGGAAGAUUGCUGAGAAGGAUGAAGAAAUUGACCAGUUGAAGAGGAACCAUUUGCGGGUGGUGGAAUCAAUGCAGAGCACCCUGGAUGCUGAAAUCAGAAGUAGAAAUGAUGCUCUGAGGUUGAAGAAGAAGAUGGAAGGAGACUUAAAUGAAAUGGAAAUCCAGUUGAGUCAUGCCAACCGCCAAGCUGCCGAAUCUCAGAAGCAGCUGAGAAAUGUCCAAGGAUUGCUUAAGGACGUCCAAAUCCAUUUGGAUGACUCCUUGAGGACAAAUGACGAUCUCAAAGAGCAGUUGGCCAUGGUUGAGCGUAGAGCCAACCUCAUGCAGGCAGAGAUUGAAGAAAUGAGAGCAGCUCUGGAGCAGACUGAGAGGAGCAGGAAGGUGGCCGAGCAAGAGUUGUUGGAUGCAAGCGAACGUGUCCAACUUCUGCACACACAGGUGACUUACCCAUAUGCAAGCCAGAUAUGA
Messenger RNA from Staurois parvus, 1218 nucleotides. The record is from the annotation of a GenBank genome assembly. Lineage: Eukaryota; Metazoa; Chordata; Amphibia; Anura; Ranidae.